AUGUCGCGUCCUUUCGAACCGAGGCAAUGGCUGACACUGCCUUGCGUGGCUUUUUCGACCAAGGUCGCCUCGCAGCAGGACUUGCUGAUGUGGCAGCUCUUAUGGACGGACGGCGACUUGACCACAGAAGCUGGUGCGCCCCCUGCCGAUGACAUGCUCCUGAUGGGGCUGAAUGCCACGGAGCGGAAGGUGGUCCACCAGCUGGCGGGCCUCAUCGGGCUGUACUCCGAGAGCAGGCUCCUUGACGAUGGCCAGGAGGGAGAUGACACAAAGCCGGACAAGGUGCUGCCCCCCCAGGCAUUGGCACUGCGCCCUCCAUGGAGCCUGCGCUGCCGUGCAGGAUCUUGUGCUGCACCGUUUUCUCUAUCUCAAGUACUGAAGUCCUCAGUGAUGGGCUCUAGGUGUAGCAAAGGCUGUCGAAGCUCGGAGACUGGAUCCUCCAGAGAAAAGGCGGUUUCCGCACAGCUUUAA
Messenger RNA from Symbiodinium sp. CCMP2592, 471 nucleotides. The record is from the annotation of a GenBank genome assembly. Lineage: Eukaryota; Dinophyceae; Suessiales; Symbiodiniaceae.